AUAAUAAUAUGUGGGAGCCCACACGCAACCCCUCCCCUCUCUCUCUUUCCCGUGCACCGUACCGCACCCGAUUCAUCUCAUGCAAUCCAUUCCCUUCUUAACACAAACCAUAACCAAUGCACCUCACUCUCACCAUUCGAUAACGUCUUUGGUUCUUUGAAGGACCCUUCUCUUUGCGCGUGUCCCGUUCUCUUCUCCAUCCCAAGAACCACUGUGUAAUCUGAUCUGAAUAUAGUGUAUUCAUAUACUCAUGACUACCAUGGAGGUUAAGCUCUGGAAUGACAAGCGCGAGAGGGAAAUGUAUGACAACUUUGCCGAGCUUUAUGCCAUUAUCAAGGCCACUGAGAGGCUUGAGAAAGCCUAUGUUAGAGAUAUAAUCUCACCACAGGAAUAUGAGUUAGAGUGCCAGAAGCUCAUAGCUCAUUUCAAAACCUUAGCUUCCACGCUUAAAGACACCGUGCCUAGCAUUGAGCGAUUUGCAGAUACUUACAAGAUGGAGUGCCCAGCAGCAAUUAACCGCCUUGUGGUGUCUGGUGUGCCUGCUACCGUGGAGCAUCGCGCCACUGCCGCCGCCUCUACAUCCACCUCUGCUGCUAUUGUGGCCGAGUGUGUGCAGAAUUUUAUCACAUCUAUGGAUUCCUUGAAACUUAACAUGGUGGCUGUGGAUCAGGUGCAUCCGUUGCUCUCAGACCUUUAUGCUUCACUCAAUAAGUUGACAAUCCUGCCACCUGAUUUUGAGGGGAAAACCAAAAUGAAGGAAUGGAUUGCAAGGUUAUCCAAGAUGGGUGCAGCUGAUGAGUUAACUGAACAACAGGCGCGGCAGCUUCACUUUGAUCUUGAGUCUUCUUACAAUUCCUUUAUGGCAGCUCUGCCCAAUGCUGGCACAUGAUUGAGUGGCCAGCGCUUGUAAAUUAAAUCAGACUUUCCUCUCUCUCUCUCUCUCUCUCUUUUUUUUUUUUUUUUUUUUUUUUCUGUUUUCUUUUCUUUGGUUAUUAAUCUUGUUGAUUGGAAAGGAAUUUUCUAUUUGGUCACAGUUCAUACAUUCUUAUUGCUGGAUCCUGGUUAUUUUACAAAUGAUGGUUUGAGUAAGGAUGAAAUCUUACAGAAACACGAGUUUACAGCUGGUUGUCCUUGUCUUUUUUUGUAUUAAUAAAUGUGUUUCAACACUAUUCGGAAUCUAUAA
Molecule: messenger RNA, 1183 nt
Organism: Cajanus cajan (pigeon pea)
Lineage: Eukaryota; Viridiplantae; Streptophyta; Magnoliopsida; Fabales; Fabaceae
Product: vacuolar protein sorting-associated protein 28 homolog 2
Biological process (GO): protein transport to vacuole involved in ubiquitin-dependent protein catabolic process via the multivesicular body sorting pathway
Cellular component (GO): ESCRT I complex
Molecular function (GO): protein-containing complex binding
Source: RefSeq, a predicted model, not a curated record